Messenger RNA from Caenorhabditis briggsae, 603 nucleotides. It is a transcript of the gene Cbr-ngn-1, whose product is annotated as Protein CBR-NGN-1. Bases 1 to 603 code for a protein of 200 amino acids. The transcript has 3 exons. The record is from RefSeq and is a predicted model, not a curated record. Lineage: Eukaryota; Metazoa; Nematoda; Chromadorea; Rhabditida; Rhabditidae. Gene Ontology annotation, molecular function: protein dimerization activity.
AUGUACCACACUGGAUUCUUUGGCAUGAAUCAUGGAUCCCUACAUCAACCACAUCAUUUAACUAUGAAUCAAGAGAUGUUAAUUGGAGAGCAGGACAAAUCAUUGGAACCCGAAAACCCACCUCAACCAGCAGCGGCGCCAGUGAAACGGGAGAAGCGUCGUUACAGAUGUCGUAAGCGUAGUCCGGCGACCAUUGAACGGGCCAAAACGGUCCGUCGAGAUAAGGCAAACGCUCGUGAGAGACGCAGAAUGAACAGUUUGAAUGAUGCAUUGGAGACACUUCGAGAGAUCCUUCCAGCACUUCCAGACGAGCCGAAAAUGACCAAAAUCGAGACGUUGAGAAAGGCACAAGAGUAUAUUGCCAGUCUGUCCUACCAGCUCCACGCCGGCUCCUCGUCCCCCUCAUCCACCCAAUGCUGUGAAACUGGCUCAUGUGGCAUGUGCUCCGUGAGCCCGUCACUUCAAUCCACCCCAUUCCAAUCUCCAUGUUUCCCACAGCCAUCACAACUACAGUAUCCCGGCUACAGUAUGCCUGGAGGACAGGCGUACUUCAAUCCACAAGUUGUUCAUCAUCAACAAUCACCACACUUCCCGAAACAUUGA